AUGCCGCGUUCCUUCCUGGUGAAGAAGAUCAAAGCGGAUGGCUUCCAGUGCAGCGGGGUGCCAGCCCCCACCUACCACCCCCUGGAGACUGCCUACGUGCUGCCCGGAACCCGCGGGCCUCCGGGGGACAACGGUUAUGUGGCGCACUGCCUGCCCCCCAGCGGUUACGAUGGCGAGCAGAAGCCUGGGCUGGAGCUGGCGCCCGCCGAGCCCGCCUACCCGGCCGCGGCGUCCGAAGAGUACAGCGACCCCGAGAGCCCACAGUCCAGCCUGUCGGCGCGCUACUUCCGCGGGGAGGCGGCCGUGACCGACAGCUACUCCAUGGACGCCUUCUUCAUCUCUGACGGGCGUUCGCGGCGGCGCCGGGCCGGGGCUGGCGGGGACGCGGCGGGCGCCGGGGACGCGGGCGGCGGCGGGGAGCGCGCAGGGCGCUCGGGGGCGACGGCGGGAGGCGGGCACCGGCACGCAUGCGCAGAGUGCGGCAAGACGUACGCCACGUCGUCGAACCUGAGCCGCCACAAGCAGACGCACCGCAGCCUGGACAGCCAGCUGGCGCGCAAGUGCCCGACGUGCGGCAAGGCCUACGUGUCCAUGCCCGCGCUCGCCAUGCACGUGCUCACGCACAACCUGCGCCACAAGUGCGGCGUGUGUGGCAAGGCCUUCUCCCGGCCCUGGCUGCUCCAGGGCCACAUGCGCUCGCACACCGGCGAGAAGCCCUUCGGUUGCGCGCACUGCGGCAAGGCCUUCGCCGACCGCUCCAACCUGCGCGCGCACAUGCAGACGCACUCGGCCUUCAAGCACUACCGCUGCCGCCAGUGCGACAAGAGCUUCGCGCUCAAGUCCUACCUCCACAAGCACUGCGAGGCCGCGUGCGUGAAGGCCGCCGAGCCGCCGCCUCCCGCCGGCCCGGCCAGCUGA
This is a messenger RNA of Apodemus sylvaticus (European woodmouse), 918 nucleotides long. It is a transcript of the gene Scrt2, whose product is annotated as scratch family transcriptional repressor 2. The coding region runs from base 1 to 918 and encodes 305 amino acids. Gene Ontology annotation, molecular function: DNA-binding transcription factor activity, RNA polymerase II-specific; RNA polymerase II cis-regulatory region sequence-specific DNA binding. The transcript is spliced from 2 exons. The record is from RefSeq and is a predicted model, not a curated record. Gene Ontology annotation, biological process: regulation of DNA-templated transcription. Lineage: Eukaryota; Metazoa; Chordata; Mammalia; Rodentia; Muridae.